Engraulis encrasicolus (European anchovy) is the source of this 1524-nucleotide messenger RNA. Its product is annotated as mucin-2-like. The record is from RefSeq and is a predicted model, not a curated record. NCBI's taxonomy places the organism in Eukaryota, Metazoa, Chordata, Actinopteri, Clupeiformes, Engraulidae. Bases 110 to 1375 code for a protein of 421 amino acids. The transcript is spliced from 8 exons.
AAGGAAAUGUGAUCAUCAGUGUAGAUUUCCCUGGACGUCUGAAAGCAGUGCACUGCAGGUGCAACAAAUGAAAACAUCUGCACAACUUGUGAGAGCUGCAACUUGAUAGAUGCAUACCACAUCGAUAAAAUGGAAGCAACCACAUCACAGAGAAACAAUGCAGACGACCCACCGCGCUGACUACAAGCCCUUCAGUGAACACUACAUGAAGAUGUUCCAGUACCGCAUCAUGCCCACCCCUCCCUCCUACGACAGAACACGCCCACCCAAGAUGGAGGAUGACAUUUUGGCCAAGUCCCGCAGGUACUGCUACAAGACCAGCAACAGUAUCUAUGGAAGCUCAUGCUUCACUCAGAAGGGAAAGUGCCUGACUGCGACUGUCCUGGGGAAAAAAACUGAGCCCGCACCCCCUAAGGAGGAGGAGCAGAAAGAGGCCCAAGCGGGGAGUCCUUCCACUGGAGAUGAGAAGAAGCCGUCUGCAGCUCCCCCUAAGGCAGAGUCCACAGAGACGCCCACCUCCACCACUCUGGCCGCAACCUCUGACACCACAGCAACCACCACCCCCACCACCAACAGCAGCAGCGACAAGACAUCAUCGCCUUCGUCUGCUGCUAAGGAAACCUCAGUCUCGGCAGCCGCCACCAAGCAAUGCAGUGAUGGUGACGCACCGACCGUCACCUCGCCUGCCCCUUCAUCUGCUGCCCCUGACACUUCCUCAGCCAAGGACUCCAAGGACGCAUCUCCAGGCAACCCAAGCAUCAAAGCAACUGGGAAGUGCAGUGACACCAGCGUCGUGAAGGACGCCGCUUUGCCUGUUGCCGGCGACGCCACUAAGGCCGCAGACAAGCUUCCACAAAUUGGCAGCGGAGAAGGUGGUUUGGCGCAGCAGGUUCCUCCAAAACGAGAGGCUUGGAAGCUGAAGUCCACCACCUCCUAUGAGGACUUCCUGAGGGAUAUGUGCAACUCGGUGCGCCAGGAGCGCUUGCUCAACCAGCGCUGUGCCACCAAAACCAGCGCUGUCCUAACAGGUCUUCAGACACAGCACAGCGCUAUCCACAAAGGCCACGUCCGCAAGUUCCCCCAAGAUGACAUAUCCAGCAGGCUCUUCUCCUACCGGCUACCAAGGCGUCUGUGCUUCGUGUCGGAGUACACGGACAAGUUUGGACUCCUGCAGAGGCCGUCGUUGCCUCCCAGCGCAGGGCGUAACCUGAGGCCCGCUACGGCGGUCCGGGCACAGGUCGUCACCCAGCAGACGCCGGCCCUGGCACCGGCACCGGGGCCACUGGCACCUAAACGCUGUGUCACCAUGUGCUCUGAAUACACGUCCAGCUACCGCCACCCGAGCACCAGGACCAUCAGGCCAAAGACAGGUUGAAUCUUGGGGAAGAUGAUUCAACCAAACUAGAAUCAUCUUCAGAACAGCAAAUCUCCACAUUAAACUAAGACCAAGUUCCACGGAUGUAUUUUACUUUAACCCCCAGAGGCCCAACAUUAUAAUAUUGCAUUAAAGUCUAUGAAAGUUAA